Messenger RNA from Suillus clintonianus, 1959 nucleotides. RefSeq lists its product as uncharacterized. Lineage: Eukaryota; Fungi; Basidiomycota; Agaricomycetes; Boletales; Suillaceae. Bases 303 to 1628 code for a protein of 441 amino acids. The record is from RefSeq and is a predicted model, not a curated record. The transcript has 2 exons.
CACUUGAAUCUGUUCCGUCAUCUAUGACACCGGAUCUAGGUCAAGCCGUUUUCUGGGGUCGCGGGAUAUUGCCGUGAAUCGUGUGCUGGGUUUUACAUUCAAAUCACACAUGCCAUGCCUGGCAAUCUCCUCCAACGAAUCUUCCACUUGCUUCCCCCUUAUUUCCUGCGCUGAGCUUGGACUCUUUUACUACGUGUCGUCCUCGUGUUUUCAGCGAGGCGGUCUAUGUGAAUCACAAGACCCACAAGACAUAAGCAUUGCCCAAGCGUUGCAAAAGCACAUACUUAAUAUCAUCCUCUCCCAUGGCCAUCCGUUUGUUGGAACCAUCAUCUCCUCCCCCUUCUGCUUCCCAACAAUAUCUCUCGACGAUACCCCGUACGCCUAGUUCUCUUUCUACGGCAUCCUCGAGAAUCUGUGACUCGACUGCGCAUACGAAACGUGUCCCAUCAUCUCGAACCCAUUCGCCACGAAGUCGCGUUUGCACACCGAAUAAGCUAACCACAUCUUCCCAUUCACAACCUACUCUCGCAAUGUCUAUAAUUGCUCCCAGUCCUCGCACCCCUCAACAGGGCAGUUCCUCACGCAUCCAGCGACCUCACUCACCUCCGCCACGACCAUCCUCACGGUCUGAGCGUCUUCUGCGAGAUACCCUCAGGAAAGACAAUACCCUUCGUACCACCGCCACCUCCCGUGCACGUUCCAGGUCGCGGUCAACAUGUAGUGACUGUGACGACGACGACUUCUUCCAACCCGUCCUGAUCUUCCAAUCCUCGCGCAGGAAUAGUGCUGCUUCCAUACGGAAUUUCCAGUCGAAAAGUUUCUACGUUCCGAAUGAGAACGAAGACUCGUCCUAUGCUCAGCUACUCAGGUCGAGCUCAGACUCAGACACCAAGGGCUACCCUAUUGCUCCCGUCCAGCAAGAGAAACUGGAUGACAGUCUUUCGACAUCAUUACCACGUUCCUAUGUCCUGGGAAGUGAUGCAGCGCCUCAUGAGGCUGUUCUGAGAUCACGCUUAGAAUGUGUCCUCCAGCGGGGAAUUCGUGAAGAGGAACGGCGAAUAAAGAGGUCGCCUGAUGAAGAGUCUUCAUCAGCAUCUCCACCCUCAUCAGCGCGCUCGCUCUCCAAUUCAUACAUAAAUUCUCAAUCAUCUGAGAAAACGCAUAUGACUGCACCUGAAGUAGUGGAGCCUUUGAUACUACCAUCAAUAUCAUCAAAACGCAGCCGAGGGCAUAGAUAUUCGCAGUCGGCGUCUACAACUUACUCGCAAAAAUCGCCACGAUCACCACAAUCGCAGGGAGAGACCUCGCCGUGGAUGUCAACGCCUCUCCCACCUUCGCCAUUCUCGACUCCAACAAAGAAGUCACCUUCUUCACCAUACACUACGCCCUCGUCGCCCUCACCGAACCAGGCGAUUCUCUCGAGCUUUUCGAGCGCCAAAUCCCAAAUACCAGUGAAUCCACCGCAGUUUGAUCUGCGCGCGGCAUCACAAGCUUGUAAGCAGGUAUCGGGAUACGUGAGUUUUGCGAGCGUCGCUGGCCUUGGUGCACCGCCUGGUGUGGGCGAUGACGAGGCGAGCAUAAAGGAACCACAACGUGGCCGUGGGCGCGGGCGGUGGUGGGUUUUCUGAUUUACAAAUAUUGGGAUGGAUAUUUUGGUUUCCGGAAAGAGGACAUCGCGAUCAUAUUGGACGACAUCCUGAAUGCGAGGAACAAGACUAUGUUAUGCUAAUUUAAUCCCUUGUCGACGAUUUCUGGAGGCUUAUGCCUAGUAUGCCCGCGUAUGCAUGGACGGGUGUCUGCUACGUCUAUGGUGUAGCCCUUGUUUGUACUCAUUGUGUAUGAUGCUAUAAUUCACCUCUGAUGCAAAAUGCGUUGGAUUGCGCACCCGUGUAUUUCACAUAUACUUAGAUAGCUAUGAUACCCCGAAUUAUAAUGCAUUAGCUGCCAUGGAAAGCAACC